Molecule: messenger RNA, 2307 nt
Organism: Lathyrus oleraceus (garden pea)
Lineage: Eukaryota; Viridiplantae; Streptophyta; Magnoliopsida; Fabales; Fabaceae
Exons: 5
Coding region: 1-2307 (768 amino acids)
Molecular function (GO): protein dimerization activity
Source: RefSeq, a predicted model, not a curated record
AUGGAGAGUGGUGGUUGCGGAGAUGCUCGGAAGGGUGUUCGAGGGUCGAAUCGCCGACGGAGCGGUUUUUGCAUUGAGGAAGAGAGGCGCGGAGGAACACAAUUUCACAACAGGAUAAUUAGUAGAUCAUCGACGGACACAAAAGACAUUGUGAGAAAUUUCAGUGUGCCCAUUGAAAAUGAUAAUCUUGAUAGUGUGCCCAUUGAAAAUGAUAAUCUUAAUAGUGUGCCCAUUGAAAAUGAUAAUCUUGAUAGUGUGCCAAUUGUUGAUGAAGUUAAUAAUGAUGAUGAUGCCGAUGAUGAUGAUGAUGAUGAUAAUGUUGAUUAUGAUAUAUUUGAUCCAAGAAAUUGGGAUCGUCUUCAACCUAAACUGAUUGAUUUAUUGGUUGUGAAAGGUCCUAAAAGAGAUAAUUCUAUUCUGAAGUGUCCUAGAGAUAGUUUGAAAAGACGUUUUACGGCUAAUUUGGGACAAUUAGCAAAUGAGGGUUAUAGUGAUUGGGUACAUGUUGGUGAAGGAAUUAAAGAGCACGAGUUAGGCAUGAAACAUGUUAAAAAUAUGACUACUUGGUAUGAGUAUCGCAAAAGGCUACAAAAAUUUCAAACUAUUGAUAAAACAACUCAAAGAUUAAUUGAGAAAGAAAAGGAUUAUUGGAAAAAUGUUUUAAAAAGAGUUAUUUCAAUAGUGAAAUUUCUUGCUAAACAUAAUUUAGCCUUUCGUGGUUCUAAGGAGAAAUUGUACGAAGAUAGCAAUGAAAACUUUUUGGGUUUGAUUGAAAUGUUAGCUGAAUUUGACCCCAUCAUCCAAGAACAUGUUAGACGUGUUACAACUCAAAAAGUUCAUAUUCAUUAUCUUGGGCAUAAUAUACAGAAUGAGUUGAUUUCAUUGCUUGGUUCUGCGAUUACAAUUGAAAUCAUUAGAAAAAUCAAACAGACAAAGUAUUUUUCAGUGAUACUUGAUUGUACUCCUGAUGGGCUUUUUGAUGUUUCACAAAAUGAAUUGAAAGAACUUGGUCUCGACCUAUUUGACGUGAGAGGGCAAUGUUAUGAUAAUGGGUCCAAUGUGAAAGGAAAACACCAAGGUGUGCAAAAGAGAUUUUUAGACAUAAAUCCGAGAGCCUUUUAUACUCCUUGUGGUUGUCAUAGUCUUAAUUUGGCAUUGUGUGAUAUGACUAACUCUUGUAUUAAAGCUAGGAAUUUUUUUGGAGUUGUUCAACGCAUUUAUAUAAUUUUUGCCAAUUCUACUAAGAGAUGGCAAAAUUUGAAAGAUAAUGUAAAAGGGUUGACUCCAAAAUCAUUGUCAUCCACUCGUUGGGAGAGUCGUGUAGAAAGUGUCAAAGCUAUAAGAACUCAAAUGUUAGAAUUUACAGAAGCUUUGCUUGAAGUGUCAGAAAAUGAUCUUGAUCCUAAAAUACAAAAUGAAGCUAAAUCCUUAGCAACAAAUAAGCUUGGUGAUUUUGAGUUUUUGAUGGCUAUAAUUAUUUGGUUUGAAAUAUUAUCUGCAAUUAAUUCUGUUAGCAAGCUUUUACAGGAAAAUGAUAUGCUUAUUGAUGUUGCUAUGCAAAAAAUUAAGGGGUUGAUUUCGUAUUUUGAGGGAUAUAGAGAAACGGGUUUUUAUAAGGUAUUGAUUAACACUAAGGAAAUUGCGGUGGAAUUGAAUAUUGUCCCAAUAUUUUCUCAAAGGCGUAUAAUUAAAAGAAAAAGGCAAUUUGAUGAGAAUUUGAAUAUCCCAUCAGUCGAGCUAUCAGAAGAAGAAUCAUUCAGGGUUAAUUAUUUUCUUUACCUUGUUGAUCAAGCUGUUGUUUCUCUUAAUAAGAGGUUUGAGCAAUACCAAGAGUAUGAAAGUAUUUUUGGUUUCUUGUUUACUUCUCACAAGUUACAAUCAUUAGAUGAUGCAGCUUUGAAGUCUUGUUGUACUAACUUUGAGCAGGCAUUGAAACAUAAUGAGCAAUCUGAUAUUGAUGAGAAUGAAUUUUUUGCAGAGUUGAAGUUACUAAGAGAAAUGUUGCAUGAAGAAACCAUAAGACCUACUGAUAUAUUAUUAUUUUUAAAAGGCUUGGAUUGUGUUCCUAAUACAGUUAUUGCAUAUAGAAUCUUAUUGACUAUUCCUGUGAUAGUUGCUUCUGCAGAAAGAAGUUUUUCAAAAUUGAAGUUGUUAAAGACUUACUUGCGGUCUACCAUGUCACAAGAAAGGCUUAAUGGAUUGGCAUUAAUAGCUAUUGAAAAUGAUAUUUUGGAGACAAUAAAAUAUGAAGACUUAGUAGACGAUUUUGCUUCAAAAAGUGUUCGUAGGAAGGCUCUUUUUAUGUAG